AAUGACAUAGUUGCGUGAUCAUUUCUCUUUUCGAAAAUAACGUUUAAAACAAUAUCACAGAAAGUGUUAAAUUUUGUAAGAAACAAACAUAAAGAAAAUGCAAAUUUUGCUUGGUUGCCUUUUUCUUAGUUUCUUUUCGAUUACAAAAGGAGAUUAUUUACGAAUGUUACAAAAACUAGAAUCAAAGUUAGAUGAUAACACUGAAAACCUGCAAGAAAUACUCAGCCGACUUCCAAACGGCAUUUGCGCAAAGGAUAAUUUCAAAAGGCCGUCGAAAUGCCAAGAAGGAAGACCUAUUGACUGUAAUGAAAUUCCUGGCAAAUGUCCAAGUGGAGUAUAUAAGGUGUUUCCAAAGCAUACAAAAGGAAUUGAUGUUUAUUGUGAAAUGAAUUUAGACGAGGGACACUGGACGGUUUUUCAAAGACGAGAAAAUGGCUAUACUGAUUUUUACCGUGGAUGGAAUGACUACAAAUCCGGAUUCGGAAACCCAAAGCAUGAAUUUUGGCUUGGCAACAAAAUUUUGCACUCUUUAACAUCACGAGGGAAAUAUGAAAUGCGGAUCGAUUUAUUCGAUUUCGAUGGAAACAAUGCAUUUGCAAAAUACAAAGAGUUUAGAAUUGGUGAUGAAAGUUCGAAGUUCAAAUUAACCGCAGAUGGAUAUUAUGGCACUGCAGGUAACAGCUUAGAACAUCACAAUGGCCAACGUUUCUCAACAAAGGAUAGCGAUAACGAUAACAAUCCUAGUCACUGUGCUACAUAUUACUCCGGAGCAUGGUGGUUCAAUACCUGUGUAACAUCUAAUCUGAAUGGUCAGUAUUUCCUGAAGACACCGAAAGGAUACCAUCAAGGCGUUUACUGGCGUAGUUGGAAAGGAUACAACUAUUCUUUGAAAGGCUCGUUGAUGAUGAUGCGAAGAGUGUCAAUUUAAGAUACACACAUAAUUAACAUUUCAGAUAAAUAAUGAGUAUUCAGUUUAGAAGUAUGUUGUAUUUUUCCUUUUUUGUAUCAUAACGCAUCAGUGAGUCAAGAAGACUUGAGAUUAAUUUCCUAAAGUAGACUUCAGCUUCAUUUUAUAAAUACACAGAGAGAGAUUGUUAACUGAUGAAUGUUAGUCCCCGUGGGUAUUACAAUGUACAAGCCUAAUAGCCAGCACUUCGGUUCUGGUAUGAAAAUACGAAAACUGUUCUUUUUAAAUUUGCUGUUAAAAAAUUUCGAAAUAAUUUAAAUUAAAGAAUGUAUCUCCCUCA
Mytilus californianus (California mussel) is the source of this 1247-nucleotide messenger RNA. RefSeq names its product fibrinogen C domain-containing protein 1-like. The coding region runs from base 98 to 928 and encodes 276 amino acids. The record is from RefSeq and is a predicted model, not a curated record. Lineage: Eukaryota; Metazoa; Mollusca; Bivalvia; Mytilida; Mytilidae. The transcript has 6 exons.